Cottoperca gobio is the source of this 3613-nucleotide messenger RNA. RefSeq names its product scaffold attachment factor B (gene safb). Gene Ontology annotation, biological process: regulation of transcription by RNA polymerase II; regulation of mRNA processing. Gene Ontology annotation, cellular component: nucleus. The coding region runs from base 141 to 2726 and encodes 861 amino acids. Lineage: Eukaryota; Metazoa; Chordata; Actinopteri; Perciformes; Bovichtidae. Gene Ontology annotation, molecular function: RNA binding; sequence-specific DNA binding. The record is from RefSeq and is a predicted model, not a curated record. The transcript is spliced from 21 exons.
GUAGCGUCAACUAGCGCAUCACCACCACGGCCUCCAUUUUGCAAACCAGCUGCUCCCAUUCGUAGUGCAGCACCAGUAAAUCAAGUACAUUAAAAAAGGAUUAUUUCAAGCUUGAGAGAGAUAUUUUCACGGACAAAACGAUGGCUGACCCAUCCGCAGACGUGAAGGUUCCGGAGGGCGCAGAGGUCCGCAAACUGACGGAGCUGCGAGUGAUCGACCUGAAGGCCGAGCUGAAGAAACGAAACCUGGACACCACGGGCGUCAAGAGCGUGCUAUCCGAGCGUCUGAAAAAGGCAAUCGAGGAAGAGGGUGGAAAUCCCGAGGAGAUUGUUCUCGCGCCGGAGUCCAUCCCAAAGAAAUCUACACAUACCGUUAAACGGCCUUCCAAAGAUGCAAGGCCAGAGAAUGAUGAACCAGAAGAAAGUGCUAUCGAGGAGGAUUCCCACUAUAGCAAUGAGGAGCAUCAGGACGACCAUGAGAACAUGCAGGAAAUGGAUAUCCUCGACAUGAACGUUCUGGAUGAGACGGAGAAUGAUAACGGGAUACCGGCCGAGGAUGAUGAUGAUGAGGAUGAGACUGGGAAUUUUCAUUCAGAUGAAGAUGCACUGUUGAAUGAAGAACCUAACAUUGAAGAAGAAGAACAACACAAGACCUUGGAGUUGGAAGAUGAAGCGAGAGGUCCAGAGCAGGCGGCUGUGGUCGAGAUGUUAGAUGAGAAGGAUGAAUUUAUGACGAGCUCACCGAUCACUAUGGCUGAGGAUCCAGAAGCAGAUGACGUGAAAGAAGAAACAGAAAAUGACAAAGUAGCCGGGUCUUGUUUAUCUGAGCCACUUAACGAAGAUCACCACCCGAGCCCCGAGACGAGCCCCGAAGAAGAGCAAGCUGCCACCGCCGGAGGGGAAGACAAUGUGUCCGACACCGUUGCCGCGUCCGACACCGUUGCCAAGUCCGACACCGUUGCCAAGUCCGACCAGGCCGCCGCCUCUGGAGACGUGGAGAGCGACCGGGAUGUUGUGGAGACUGACGCCAAAGAGGUUGGGGAUGCACAGAAUGCCCCAGAAGAGACAUUUGAAGCUGAAAACAAAAGCUUGCAGGCUGUUAGUAAUAGCGAGCAGGGCACUGUGGGUGAAACUGUUGAUUCAGAAAUGGGGUCUAAGAAGGGUGAGGAGGAUGAGAAGACAGAAGAGAAAGCUGCUGCGGAUUCAGCCUCCACAGUGAAAGAGUCCUCUUCUGUAGAGGGCGAUGAUCCCAAAAAGAGCUCUGAGGAGAAAGAUGGCAAGACUGAGUCAAAAGAUGAGACAGCCGCUGGAAGUGCUGCUGGAAGUGCUGCAGCAAGCAGCAGCAGGAAUCUGUGGGUCAGUGGUCUUUCUACCACUACUAGAGCGACUGAUCUGAAGACUCUCUUCAGCAAAUAUGGCAAGGUUGUUGGAGCUAAGGUGGUGACAAACGCCAAGAGCCCCGGGGCUCGCUGCUAUGGUUUUGUCACCAUGUCUUCCACGGAGGAAGCCACCAACUGUAUCAGCCACCUUCACAGGACCGAGCUGCACGGCAGGAUGAUCUCAGUGGAGCAGGCUAAGAAUGAGCCCGCAGCGAAGAAGCCAGCAGACAAGAUUGACCCCAAGAAGUCCUCUGACUCCACAUCCGAUGGAAAGGAUGAGAAAGCGGAGGGACAAGGGGAAGAUGCCAAAGGGCGAAAUGAGAGAACUGUAGUGAUGGACAAGUCCAAAGGAGAGCCUGUCAUCAGCGUCAAAACCAAAAGCAAAGAACGAAGCUCAAAGAGUCGGGACCGCAAGUCCCCGAGCAAGGAGACGAAAGAAAUCCUGUCGUUUGACCAGAUCAAGGAGCAGAGGGAGAGGGAGAGACAGAGACAACGAGAGCGGGAGGUCAGAGAGGUGGAGAGACGCAGAACGGACCGUGACGGCCGCCCGGACCGCGACGGCCGCCCGGACCGUGACGGCCGCCCGGAUCGCGAGCGCGAACGCAUCCGUCUGUUCCGGGAGAAAGAGGAGAGGAAGCACCUGCUCCGGAAGAGACACCUCCUGGAGGCUGAGAAGCAGCGCCUCGAUACGGACCGUAUGGAGCGCCAGUUCUUGGAGCGGGAAAGGCUGCGCAUAGAGUACGAGCGGCGGCGUGAGCAGGAAAGGAUCCUCAGGGAGCGCGAUGAGCUGCGCCGGCAGCAGGAGCAGCUGCGUUAUGAACAGGACCGCCGCUCCGUCAAGAGGCCUUAUGACAUGGAUGGCAGGAAAGACGAUUGGCCUGAGAAGCGCAUGGCCCUUGAUGACCGUUACAGCCGCUCAGAAUUCGGCCGUCAGGAACGUUAUCAGGACUUUGACCACAGAGACCGGGGCCGUUACCAAGACGACGUCAUGAUGGACAGGCGGGACAGCACUCGUAGCGCUGCUGCAGACAGAGAUAAUCCGCACUUCUCAGACAGACAUGGCAGAGAGGGCCGAGACUCCUGGAGUGGAGGCUAUGACAAACGCAUCAACGCCAGAGAGGGCGGUCGAGACUGGGACUCCAGCCGGAAGGUCGAUGGAGACAGAACCUGGCAAAGUAGAGACGGCGCCAUCCCCGGCCAGAGCCACAUGGCACGUGGAGGAAUGGCGAGCCGUGGAAGCUACAUGAACACGGGAACGUCUCAGUCCCUGUCUGGAGCUCUCAACAGACAGAACCAGCUGAUGCAGGGCAGCGGGCUGCAGGGUGGAGCUUUUGGCCGACGCUAUUGAUGUCAGUAGUGGGACUGUUUCAGGAGGUCGUAUCAGACGUGACCAUCUUGUUUUUUUUGUAUAUAAAAAAAAAAAAAAUCAGGAACUCUUUUUUUUUUUGACACAAUUCCAAUCCAUUUUUGAUGGAGACGUUAUUAUUUUUUGUUUGUGUGUGUGUGUGUGUGUGUGUGAGUGAUGUAGUGCUCUCCUGCCUUGUAUUUAUCAUCCAGUCCAACCUACCGUGUCUGUAAAACACUACUGUCAGCUUGCCAAGAAUGUGUUGUAUGCAGGUUGGUUUGUGGAGAACUCACGUCAGAGCUGUGUUGUGGAUUCAGGUGUUUUAUAGACGCCCAGAUUGAUGGACUUCACCUCCGGUCUUCUCUCUGUGCCCAGUUUGUGUCUGAAACAUUUUCAUUAAGCGAGCCGUGGUUGCAAUUAGCGCGAGGCUCCUUUUUUGACUUAAUUCUUUUAAAAACACAGAUGUUUGGUGAAGUUUUGCUGCUUAAUAAAAUGUUUUUAAAGUAAAUGUCACAUUGGGAAUAUCCAUGCUUGUUAGACUUUUUUUUGUUUAAAGUAUUUGAUUCUUGUGAUUGUUGGACAAUGGUUAUAAAGGCCCCAGGAGUGUGUGUAUGAUCACAAUCUAUUGAUUAAGAUCUGUUCUAAAAUCUAAAUCUAAAAUUAAUUGAAUGAUGUUUCAGACUACGUUCUCUGUAACUCGAAUGUUUUUUUUUUUUUAGGUGUUCCUUUUGCAUAAAAAGUGUAAUAUUUAGUUCAGUCCUUCUGUUUGGUUCAUUUUAAUGCCAGCUGCUGGUGUCUAGUGGAACUCAGUUGUAAAAUUCACAGGGUGAAGUUGCCUCCCAUCAAUAAAAGAUUUUUCAUCUUUUCCGAGUGGUGCUACUGAAACAGAA